Molecule: messenger RNA, 1889 nt
Organism: Tripterygium wilfordii
Lineage: Eukaryota; Viridiplantae; Streptophyta; Magnoliopsida; Celastrales; Celastraceae
Exons: 3
Coding region: 358-1698 (446 amino acids)
Source: RefSeq, a predicted model, not a curated record
UCAAGCGAGCGUUGGACACCAACCUUUCUCCUAAGCAAGGUUUAGUUGCUAUUUUAAAAAAAAAAAUUAAAACACUUUCCCCAAGCCCUUCCAAGUUCCAACCCACCCAUCUUACCAAGGGUAUAAGAAAUGGGAUAGAACGAAUUCGUGAAUUUAGGUUUGUGGCGCUCUCUUUAGAUUUCACACUUCAAAUUUGGGAGGGAAAAUCAUUCUUAACCCCCUAUCGAUUAUACUUUCAAUCUUUGAUAUCACACGGAGUUGAAUAAACCUUGUAUUCUUUGUGGGAAAGGAGGAUAGGCACUGCAUUUACUCGGAAGUAAUUCUCCUGGAAUUUCUCUCUCUACAAGGCAAAUCGGAAUGUUGAAAAAGAUGGCUCAAACAGCUGCGUCGCAAAGUUUGCGAGAUGGUGAGAAGCGGGGGAGAAAUCAAGAUGCUAAAGCAGAGCAGCUUGCUCAGACAAAAUCGAUUUCCGGCCCAAUUUCAGGUUCUGGCUUGAUUAAAGGGUUGAAAGAACUUGCAGUGGAUCCUACCAACACUCAGGCAUCAGUGGGUUCUGUUCAAAAAUUGAAGAAUCAGACUCUUAAGCUGCGGAAGGUUCUGUAUGUCGACUGGAAAAGCCCUCGACAACGAAAACGGACACGAGACCAAGUCAUGAGAGGAGAUAACUUGAGAGCUGCUUCGGGAUUGGGGAAAGAGGAACCUGAUGGUCCAAAUGCCAAGAGAUUGGGUUGUGGGAAGCUCUCAUCUGGUUCGUGUCUAUCCAAUUCAGCUGACACCAGAAGAUUUCAUAGCAAGCAAACUUUCGAGAAAUCAUGCCGUUCAGACAGUUUGUUGUCAUCUGAGGAUAGUAAUAAAGGGAAGCGGUUAUACUCCAAUUUCACCUCUCUAGAUGAUGCAGCAUGCUGGCAUCCGUCCAACAGGAAUGCAUCCCUUUUGCUUGGGCUGGACAAAUCAGUCGACGGUUUUAAACCAUCGAAUCCAGCGAACCUGAUUUUCUGGGAUGCAUCCUCGGUGGAUUCCAGUGACAUGGUUCAAAGUCCAGACUCAUUGAGUUCUGAAAUUAAAUGUGGACGAACAUUCAAGUCACUGGUCACCAAGGGUAAGCAGCCUAAAAGAUCAGUGAUUCCUGUUGGGCCAAGAUUUCAGGCUGAUAUUCCAGAGUGGAAAGGCCCUGUCGAUCAAGCACUUUUUAAUGGAAAGGAUGGUGAUUCAAAAAGGUGGUUAGGCAAACGAAUAUGGCCAAUGGAUGGCACAAGUAAAGAAACCAAUUGUGAGGCAAUUGGCAAAGGGAGACCCGACUCCUGCUCCUGUGCCGCUCCCGGAUCUACUCAAUGCAUCAAACACCACACCCAUGAAGCACGACACAAUCUACGAUCUGAACUUGGUCUUGCAUUCUCAAUUUGGAAAUUUGAUGAGAUGGGAGAAGUUGUCUCAAAGACAUGGGCAUCGAAAGAACGCUUCAGGUUUGAAUCUCUAGUUAAAAAAUACCCAUUAAAGAAUGUAGAUGACUUUUGGGAGUUUGCCUUGGAGUAUUUCCCGUCCAAGCGUCUAAGGAACAUUUUGAGUUAUUAUUACAAUGUGUAUAUACCUAGACGUUUGAGCACGUUGACAAGAUCUACCCUUGAUUAUGUUGAGAGUGAUGAGGAUGUUAAUGAUGGUGAAGACGAGGACCAAGUUGACGAUGAUGUGGUAGCGUAAAAUGUUUUCGACAAUGAUAGGAUUAGGCGCUUCAUUGUGUUGUAAUCUGGUUUUUGUUUUUCAUUGUCACGUAUGUAUCUUGUUUCCUUGGUUUGUUCUACUUAUUCAUCAUUUUAAGUGAACUAUUAAGUUUUACUUAUCUUACUUUUUUUCUACCUAUAUUUUGAGUAGCUAAUCUUAAUUUUGUUUGC